Dichotomopilus funicola is the source of this 1605-nucleotide messenger RNA. RefSeq lists its product as uncharacterized. The record is from RefSeq and is a predicted model, not a curated record. NCBI's taxonomy places the organism in Eukaryota, Fungi, Ascomycota, Sordariomycetes, Sordariales, Chaetomiaceae. The coding region runs from base 1 to 1605 and encodes 534 amino acids. The transcript is spliced from 2 exons.
AUGACGUCGCACAAUGACCCGCGUUACGGCGAUGAGCAGCCGGGGCUGGAGGUGACACACUAUCAGCAGUUGCGCCACGGCCAUUUACUGCCCGAAGUCAGCCCAGCCGAACAUAGCGACAGAAGCAAGGAAAACGUCCAGUACGCGGGUUCCGAGUAUCCAGAACACUACGGGCCGUUCCCGGCUGUUGCCCCGUCCUCACAUUCCCCCGGCCUGCCGAGCGAACUACCGACGACAGGGGAACACGGCCGGAAGAAGAAGUUGUGGUUUAUCGUUGGCGCUGUUGUUGCCGUGCUCGUCGUUGUUGCUGCGGUUCUGGGAGGUGUCUUGGGAAGCAGAGCGGCAAACUCGUCUUCAGGGGAUUCGACAGUACCAGCGUCGCAGGGGGAACCGGGAGGAGCCGGUGAAUCAGGGAACUCUGGCGGCUCCGGAAACUCCGGGGGCUCUGGAGACUCUAGGGGCUCUGGAGGCUCUGGGGAUGCAGGCGGCUCAACAGACGAGCCGAAACCGCAAACAAUACGACAAGGCUCGGGAUUGAGCAUCACAGGCUGGCGGAAACCUGACAAUAGCGUCGAGACCUACCUCUUCUUCCAAGACCCGGAUAAUGGUCUUCGAUACACGCGGUGCGAUGGAAGCCAGCGCUCGCCAGGAAACGAGUCCACAUGCUGGGAAGCUCCCACCGCAUUUUACUCCGACGCCAACGCCAGAGCUGGUACUCGCCUGGCCGGUUGUACCCUUUUAUACGACGAUAUCAACCAGCCUCAAACCGAAAUCGUCUACUCCGGCUAUAGGACACGUCUGCUCGCCGUCAGCAUCAACGAGCAGGUUGCCGUCCCCGUUACGGCAGGGUCUGUUGACAAAGUGAAUAUAUACACCCUGUUCGAAAGCGACUUCGCAUCCUACUGGCCCUGGGUUAUCUACCAAGACACCGCGGGCGAACUCCGCCAGGUCCGCAAUAACCUCGGCCCCAAUUUCGGCCCCUAUCCCGCAUGGACCGACACCCAACUCGCCAUCACCGCCCUAGCCACAUCAAGGCUAGCCAUAGUCCCCAUGUCCACCAACUUCUCCCGGAUCGCCACCAAAGGCGGCUAUGCCAUCUUCUACCAAACACCCUCACACCAACUGGCCGCCUCCAUCCCCGGUCUCGACUCCCCUGACCUGGACCCGGAUUACACUCUCUCCUGGGACCCAAUUACCCUCCCCAAUAUCACCCUCCCCGAAAAGGCUCCCAUCACCGCCUUCUCCACCGCCCGCGCCAGCGACACCGCCGGGCGUGUAGACACCUACGUGCUCUACCGCGACGCCGACGCCAACAUCAACGUCCUUUACACCGCCACCCCAUCAUCAUCAAGCGAUAGCAACGGCACGGGCUGGUGGAAAACCGCAAAACCAGACGCGCUGCAGGGGGCGGAUGUGGACUCGGAUAUCGCGUGUCUGACCAUGGCGACGACGGUAAAGAGCGCGGCGGAUUUGCCGGUGCCAUUGGAAGAGGUGUCGGGGGAGAAUCGGUGUUAUCUUCAGAAAGGGGGGAGAGUGGUGGAAGUGAAGAUGGGGACGGGGGGUGGAGGGGACUGGGUUGUUGUGGGGAGCGUUCCGAUACCCUGA